This is a messenger RNA of Colletotrichum graminicola M1.001, 3306 nucleotides long. RefSeq lists its product as uncharacterized. NCBI's taxonomy places the organism in Eukaryota, Fungi, Ascomycota, Sordariomycetes, Glomerellales, Glomerellaceae. The transcript has a single exon. Bases 1 to 3306 code for a protein of 1101 amino acids. The record is from RefSeq and is a predicted model, not a curated record.
AUGAUAUUUUCCGAACACGUCAACGGACGCAACGAGGUCAUGGUGGUCUCAUCAGAGUCGGGUCCGCCGCGGCUCGAUCUAAACCUUACUUCGGGUCGCCGAGGCACCUUUGAUAGUCUCGACAGCGACUUUGACAGGCGUUUCUAUCCUCGCACGGCACGCUCGUCCAACGAUCUCUUCGCCCAGACUCUCGAAGGGAUGGACGUGACAGGCUGUGACUCGGAAUGGGGUGUUGUCCGCGCAAGAGCCCGAGAGAACAACGACAGACAGGGUCUGGCGGACCUCAUCGACUUCCUCAGAACCACUUCUCCACCGUCAGACUUCCCUUCACAGUCCGUCUUCGAUGAGGACAUCAACGAAUCACAGGAACUACCAGAGAAGUGGAGAAUUCUCAAGAAGCUGCGUCGUCCGCGCACAAGGGCCAGGUCUUUGUCGCCUGCCCGUCGACCUCUGAACACGGGCUUGCCUAACUCUGCCGUUGUGUCCAAGACAAGCAGCGGCAAGUCGCAUAUCGCAAUUUCCAUUCCGUUGGAGUAUUGCCACGUAGGCCCGGAUUCCGAUUGGGCUCUCGCCAUCUUCAAUGCCACGCCGCCGCUUCCACCAAGCCCCCCGGUGAGAAAGAGCGAUGAUGAGAUCGACAACGCCGGCGCCAGGCCUUAUGCCAGUGAGCGUAAAGUUACUGUCCUCAAGACUGUUAGUGAGAAGGGGUCAAUCUCAACCAUCAACACUGUCAACACGAUAAGCACCAGAAUGGGAACCAAGGGCUCAGUCUCUAUCUGGCCCAAGAUCACCCCAAAUCCAAUGAGUCCGCCCAUGACACCUUACACCACGCCGCCCGGAAGUCUACGUGAGUCUUCUUCGACCAAGGACAAACAUAACCGGAUACCUCUAGCCGCGCUGCAGUAUGCCGAGAUUCCUGCAGACCCUGUUUCGACACGCAGAAGGCUAGCCAGUAGUCUCGACAAGUGCCAUCACUUCGGCAGGGACGAGGGUAACCUCGCUCAGGUGGCAAUCCCAAAUGCGCGAAAACCUAAAGUCAAGUCGUCUCCUAAACGUCCCGGAAACAUCACUCUGCCUCCGCGCAGGUCGAGCACAAAGAUAUCCAGCCCUCAAGCAGACCAGAUUUUAAACAGCCAACACUUGAUUGACGGCAGUAAUGGUGGCAACGCUCAGCACCAAGGCGCAGCAUCGGAUGCCCCCCAGUUGAGCCCGACUACCUACUCAGAGUCGAACUCCAUUAGUCCUAGUGUUACCACAGAGCUAUCGGGGCCGGUGGUUUCAAGCGCCCAGUCCGCGAAGGCUUACUCAAUGGGUUCAAUAGUGCGCCCCGAGAUGCCGUCCACAACACCUAGACAAUCUUACCUUGUCCGGCCAGGAAGCAGUGAUACGGCGCAGACAACCCUGGUCGGCGAGUCCGUGGCGUCUCGGAAUGCCUCUACAAGAACGGCUUCCUCAAGACAGAGUCGCAGGGAGCGCGUCAGGUCCAUCAAGCAGCGGGACAUGGAGGCUCUCAAAUGUAUGACAAAACAGGUGCCGCAGGAGGAGGAUGGCGAGGUGACCCCGAGGCCGAUGACCUGCGAAACUGCCAUCAGUUCUCUGCGUCUGCCUUCUCGUGACGGAACCUUUGGCUGUAACGACCGCUUCUCGCUUCACGAAAUUGAGACGAAGCUGUCCGCCACGAACUUGGCCAACAUGGCAAAGUCCCAUAAAAAGUCGUCGCAUCGCGUUUCCCAUGGCACUGCAACCAAGAUAUCGGACUGGCAGGCCACGCAAGAAACUGAGACACCAGGAUGGGAGACAGCGCGAGAGGAGCUAACGCCCGGCUGGGAGACUGCUCAAGAAACGCCGGCGAUAGACUGGGAAAAGACGCCAAUUUUGGCUGAGAUGACGGAGGACCAGGUAAUCUCAGCCGCCGCCAGCACUAGAACCUUUGGUAACGGUGAUGCCAGGGACAGCACCCUGGGCUCCGAACCUCCCCGUCGGUGGGGGAGUCUUCACCGCGCCAGCUGGGCUAGCUCAGUACCGCUUUUGGAUCGGAUAGGCAGCUUUGCACCGUCCGACGAGAGCACGGCACAGGUCGCGGAGGCGGGCGGCAACCAUUUGCCCCCACGCCGAGCUUCGAAGUCGCGAGCGGACUCUGCCACACCAUCGCAGGCGGGUGCGGAUCAGCUCUACUUGGACAGCUUCAGCUCCUGUGGUUCUGGCAAUCCGGCGCAUAUUGACCCUGACGAUGAUGACCAGUCCAUCGCGGGCAGCAUCGCGGCGUUCCCCAAACCUGGCUCCGGUGCUGGCCCUCGCUUGAGCGCCAUCAUGCCCGUGGCUGAGGUGGUACCUUCGGCGCCACUCGACGAGAGAUGGUCGGCUUCGGCUCUCAACUCGCCCAUCACCGUGGUUGAGCUUUCCUACCCGCCCUUCGCCGAUGACCUAACACCGCGACGAAGUUCGAUGCCGGUGGCUCGCCUGCCCACCGCUGGCAGCCCGAACAUGUCUCCGCCUGAUGCCUCUAGAAACCAGAGGCAAACCAACGGUAACAAUCGACGAGAAUCUGUCCCCGUCGGCGGCAACACAGGAGAGACAACGGCCUUGCGUCCCCCAAACCGUUCGAAUGAGGAAGACUCCGUUGGCAUCGCAAACAUGUCGUCUCAUGAGCUCCGCAACCACUACGCCAGCCUCCGUAGCACGCGUGUCAACGAUCUCGCACACGAGAUGCUCUUGAAUCAGGAACGUCUCGAAAUGCGCAUGCACCGGCAGGAGCGCAACCAGAUCCUUUUCAUCGAACGCCUUCAAAAGUGCAUGAGCGAGCUCCAGAGCCUACCCGAAGACCCUUGCCUGGACCCUCACCCGCAAGACUGGACCCUCAACGACGACGAGGACAACAUCUACGAGGGGCUGCGCAUCAGCCGGGACCCGAGGCACGAGGUGCGCGCGCGCAAAACCGUCCGGCUCAAUACCCCCAACCGUCCGCUGCAGCAACACCAGCCUGGUCCGCGCCACUCUUCCCGACGGAUUAUGGACGUCGCGGGUGUAUUUGAUGAUUUUGCCGGCGACUUUGUCGACCCACGGCAGCCGCAGCAGCAGCAACAGGUGCCGAGGGAGCCGUCGAUGUCGCAUGACACGCCGCGCACGAUCCGAGGCAGCAGGUUCCAGGCCGUGAUGAUGACACCAAUGAACACGCGCGGCGGGCUGGACGCCAUGGACCCUCUCAUCCGGGAGCUGCAGCUGGCGGCGAGGGUGAGCUUGGAGACGACGCGGACGGAGAGGACAGAGGCGUCGCAGGUUGGCGACUAUAGCUACGGCAUCGUUUAG